CCACUCCAUCACACGGGCCCUGCCGGGCCUAAUAACGCCCGCGCGGGGCUCGGUCGAACAAGUUUGCAGACUUGUGUCGAGAGCCGAGGAGCACCUGCGCGCCGAGCUUUUUCCUCCAAGUUUCGGCUUCUUUUCGGAGUCUAAAGCUUGUCUUUGACUUGAGGUGCUUUUUACCGAACUUUGUUUUUGUUUUUUGUUUGUUUUUAUUUUGUUUUUGUUUUGUGGCAAGAGAGCAAAGCCGUCCGGGUCAGCUAUGUAUAACAUGAUGGAGACCGAGAUCAAGUCCCCGCUGCCUCCUCAGCCCAACUCGGGCUCGGCUCCGGGCUCCAAGGGCGGCGGCGGCGGCGGCGUCGGCGACCCGGAGCGCGUCAAGCGGCCCAUGAACGCCUUCAUGGUGUGGUCCCGCGGCCAGCGGCGCAAGAUGGCUCAGGAGAACCCCAAGAUGCACAACUCGGAGAUCAGCAAGCGACUCGGCGCCGACUGGAAGCUGCUGACGGACGCCGAGAAGCGGCCGUUCAUCGACGAGGCCAAGCGGCUGCGGGCUAUGCACAUGAAGGAGCACCCGGACUACAAGUACCGGCCGCGCAGGAAGACCAAGACCCUGCUGAAGAAAGACAAGUACUCGUUACCCGGCGGGCUCCUGGCCCCGGGCGGCCCCGCGGUGGCCAACCCGGUGCAGGUGGGCCAGAGGAUGGACGGCUACGCGGCGCACAUGAACGGCUGGAGCAACAGCGCCUACUCGCUGAUGCAGGAGCAGCUGGCCUACCCGCAGCACCACGGCAUGAGCGGCCCGCAGAUCCAGCAGAUGCACCGCUACGAGAUGGCCUCGCUCCAGUACCCCAUGAUGACCACGGCGCAGAGCUACAUGAACGCGGCCUCCACCUACAGCAUGUCCCCGGGGGCGGCGGCGGCGGCAGCGGCGGCGGCUUACGGCUCGCAGCAGGCCGCCGUGGUGAGCGCCGGUGGGGCCGGAGCCAACCCCAACCCGGCCAUGGUGGGCCUGGGCUCUAUGUGCAAGAGCGAGCCCAGCUCGCCGCCCCCGGCCAUCACGUCGCACUCCCAGCGGGCCUGCUUGGGGGACCUGAGGGACAUGAUCAGCAUGUACCUGCCGCCCGGCGGGGACAGCGCGGAGCACUCGGCCCUGCAGGGCAGCCGGUUACACAGCGUGCACCCCCACUACCAGAGCGCGGGGACGGGUGUCAACGGGACCCUGCCUCUCACCCACAUCUGAGCGAGAGCAAAAGAAGACUUAACUAUUCAAAAGGAAAAAAACAACAACAGCAACAACAAAAAAAGUACUUGCAUACUUGAACUUUUUGCUUGUUGGAAAGCGACUGUGUCAAACUCGAGGCCUGGGGGCCACAUCCGGCCCACUAAAGCAAAUAAAGUGUCUGAUUCAUGAAUUGCAUUUUUUUUUCAAGUUUACAAGCGUUUAUCCCCCAAAAUACCUUGUAUAAAUCGAACAAUCCUUAAAUAUUUGCCCACAGCUAUUUUCUAUGACUUCUCAUUUCAAAUUAGAUUUGUUCAUUAAAAAAAUAGGUAAUGAUACAUUUAUGUGGCUUGUAACAAAAAACGAGUUUGACACCCUUGCAAAAGAAACAAUUUUCACACGCAAUAUUUUUAUGUUCUCGUUGUGCUGUUUUGGACUGAGACUGAGACCAUUAAGUCCGCCAGAGGAAAUUGCAUUGCAAAAAAAAAAAAAAAAAAGAUUAAAAAAAAGGCAGUUUUUAUGAUCACAACGAUAUAAGCAAUCAAAGUGAUGUAGAAAAAUUGGACUUCUAUGUAUUAAAUAAUGCCGCAUUUUCACCUGUGUGUGAAAAGGCAAGUGGCCUCGUGGAGAGGCUGGUUUAUUUCAGAAAAAAAAGUUUACACUUAAUUUGUAGAAUGUCAGCUGUCCAAACUUGUAGACCUUUUCCUUUUCUUUCCUCUCAUCACCUGUUUUUUUUUUUUUUUUUUUUUUAAUUUUAGGUUGGAAUGAAAUCUUAAGACUGUGCUGGUCGCAAGCGCAAGUUUUUAUUUAUAGUUACCCCCUCCCUCUUUUCUUAGCUUGUGAUCCCAAUGUUUUGUCAAGUGAAAAAUGUGUUCACAUUUGUUUUUGUUUUGUAAUUUUCUGUGAUGGUUUUUAGUUUGUGUUGUUUUUUUUGGGCAGUGUCAACUUCACUCAUUUGCUGAAGUAAAAAAGUUUUUUUUUUUUAAUUUAAACUGACGUUUCUACAUAUUUUAAGAGCCUCUGCUAUUCUUAAAUGCUGAAUAAAUUUGUAUAAAACAU
Molecule: messenger RNA, 2269 nt
Organism: Phyllopteryx taeniolatus (common seadragon)
Lineage: Eukaryota; Metazoa; Chordata; Actinopteri; Syngnathiformes; Syngnathidae
Gene: sox3
Product: SRY-box transcription factor 3
Exons: 1
Coding region: 254-1231 (325 amino acids)
Biological process (GO): regulation of DNA-templated transcription; cell differentiation; anatomical structure morphogenesis
Molecular function (GO): RNA polymerase II cis-regulatory region sequence-specific DNA binding; DNA-binding transcription factor activity, RNA polymerase II-specific
Source: RefSeq, a predicted model, not a curated record